CCGGUUUUGCUCCUCACUCCACUUCAUCCCUGUCUCUGUCCCACGUGCCCAGCUUACCUGUGUUAAUAACCAGUGAAAAACGGAAGAGGCGCUUUGAAUUGUAGUUACCCAAAUAAUGGGACGGGCGUGGUGAAGGUCAAACUAACCACUACAGCGUAUGUAGGCGCACCCAUUGAGUGACCGAAAAUCGAAAAGUGACACCAUAGGUGCAAUGUUUCAAUACGAUCCACCGCUAGAUCAUGGCGUUGACCGGUUCAUAAAUUAUACUUCAAAAAACACUCGAUAUGGGACUUGUGGUUGUCGCACUUCUGUUUGCUCCAACGAUGCAUUCAAUAUUUCUUUUGCAGUGCAUAUGAAUAACGGCACAACUGGACUCGAGGCUCAGGAGUGCGAUGCCACACUUAUAAAACGGUGCAGGCGUACCAUCACAAGUGAGCAUGAUGAGUUCACGACGAUAGAUACACCUGGAUCUCCAGUUCAAAAAGUGGAUUCAAGCCGCUCCGUUCCUGCAUGUGGUCAAUGUGGCAAGCAGUUCGCCAACGUCUAUCGUCUUCACCGUCACCUAUUGAGCCAUGCAGAGAGCUACGAGCUCCGCAAGUUUCGGUGUUCCGAGUGCAACAAGGCGUUUAAAUUUAAGCAUCAUUUGAAAGAGCAUGAAAGGAUUCACACGGGUGAGAAACCGUUUAUGUGUCAACAAUGCGGGAAACGCUUUAGUCACUCGGGAUCUUACUCCAGUCACACAACGAGUAAAAAAUGUAGUAGCUCUCAGUCCACUCUACCGGCGCAGUUGUGCCCAACGGAUCCGGUCGGGAACCGCACGGAUUCAAACCUGCCUCCGGCCAUUUCACCCAAGAUUAGUGCGCAAUUACAAUCGAAAACCCAAACGAGUCCUACGAACAUACAUCAAUUACAUCACCAUCCCCAACCCGCAGACAGAAGUAUGGGUAGCUCAUUCCCACAUCCUACGACUUCUCAUUCGAGCACGACAGUGAGUGUUUCAGAGAAAAAGCACUCUGAUUUCAAACAUUCUCCCAACUCCGAGGAGGAUGGUGAGGCGUGUAAUCGUCAAACCCACGCCACAUCAACCGCAAUAAUGAACGCUGAACAGUUGGCGGCAUUGCAUGCCUAUCUGCGUGCCAAUUCCCACCCAUCCGUCCAUGAAUUGCACAGUUUGUGUGAGUUGAUGGGAAUGGGACCCAAAGCUGCCUGGUGGUGGAGUUGGUCAUGGUGGUGGCUUUACAAUGUUCGAUCACUCACACAAGCCAAAAGCGUUACAGCGCACGGACCAGUUUCAGCGUCACCCGAACUGCACGUCAAGCAGGUGAACGUCGGUGCGACCUACACCCACAUUCGACCCACAUAUACAUAUCCGUUAGAUUCCGAUACCCUACCGGCCAAAUUAAAUUGUGUUCAAGAUCCACUGGCUGCCUUCACUGCCUUGACAAACUUUCCACUAACACGCUGUGAAACACCCAACGUCAAUCGCUUUGGUUGUCCAGUGCAGGAUAUGGCGCUUGAUCUUUCUGUUCAUGGAAUCCGCUAUGAUACUCGCUUCACUAAACAGACUGCAGUGAAUGAAGCCAACAUCUGUAGAGGGAACCAAGCGUAUCUACACUGGCUCCCGGGCGCUUUAGAAGAGAAGUCUCAACUCCCCACAUCGCCACCCGAUCCGCCAGCCAUACCCACACGGCCACUUAGUCCGAACAUGAUGCAGCCUUUGAAACUAACCACAAAGUCAACUUGUACGUCACCACAAGACAAGAGACAACUAGUGAGCGGGGGCCUAACUGGCGCAACCGAAGAUCGACCCUGGAUGAUGGAGAAUCAUCCCUUUGGGCUCUACAAUUCCCGUUCCGCUCCACUGCUAUUGUGUGAGUCAUCACCACUAACUGAAUAUAGGACGUUCGAAGAAAGAGAAAGUGUCGAAAAAGACAGAGAAGAUACAAAGAUUCUCGAUAAUUGCAGUGAUCGGUCCGAGUGCAAUGGAGCAGCCGAAUGCAGUAGCGGUGUGGGAGGGAGCGACAGCGCCUCAGGCGAACAACUAGUCUGUGGUCAGUGUCACAAAGUGUUUUCCAAACAGAGUUCUCUCUCACGGCACAAGUAUGAACAUACAGGUGAACGGCCCUUCGUUUGUCGUACUUGCAGCAAGGCUUUCAAGCACAAGCAUCACCUGACUGAGCAUCGCCGGUUGCACACCGGGGAGAAACCAUUCGCCUGUCAGCGUUGCGGCAAGAGAUUUAGCCACUCGGGAUCCUACUCUCAGCACAUUAACCAUCGGUACAAGUACUGCGUGCUCCCUCAGCACGAAUGAUGGGUUUGGUCGCCCAAUUCAAGGCCAUUUGCCAACUAUUGAUGUGACGUUCUUGAUCUGACAACUACUCUGAACCCGCUCAACAGGUUCAGCGUCCAAUCGAAGGGAUGCACAGCCGCGUGACAUAAUUGUCCUCCUGAAGACUGUCCGUCCCUUUACUUGAGGGAUCGAUCAGAGGUUAUCGUAUUUUUUCUUUCACCCCCCACUUAUGACCCUCGAUCAAUCGACCCAAAUGGAUUACUCAGACAACGAUUAACAAAUGAGAAUAACAGAAAAUUAUCUGCUAUUUAUCUUCAUUCAGAGCAAACCAGUGAUAUUUCUUGUACAAACUUAUCAGCUUCUGACGAAAAACAAGUAAACCAUACUA
Molecule: messenger RNA, 2678 nt
Organism: Dicrocoelium dendriticum
Lineage: Eukaryota; Metazoa; Platyhelminthes; Trematoda; Plagiorchiida; Dicrocoeliidae
Source: the annotation of a GenBank genome assembly